Messenger RNA from Micropterus dolomieu (smallmouth bass), 2286 nucleotides. RefSeq names its product zinc finger protein 665-like. Bases 158 to 1621 code for a protein of 487 amino acids. The transcript is spliced from 3 exons. Lineage: Eukaryota; Metazoa; Chordata; Actinopteri; Centrarchiformes; Centrarchidae. The record is from RefSeq and is a predicted model, not a curated record.
GUAACUAAGGGGCGGGGCGAGACGCCGUGACAUCGCGAGAACACUCCGCGGGAUCCCGCAGCGCUCCUGUAUCUCAGCCUGAAGAGCUCCGAGACCAGAAUCCAGACUCAGUCCAGGACAACACGGUCCACCAGUCACAGCGGAGACCUGCAGGACGAUGGAGAACCAGAACCCGGACCACAGGAGCCAAACAGCAGCCUCGUGCUCUGAUAGCACCGAUGUUCAGAAACAGAGAGGAAGUGAGAAAUCCAUACAUCACCGCUGUCAGCAGUGUGGCGAGUCCUUCACAAGAUCUGGACAUUUAAAGAUUCAUCAGAGACUUCACACUGGAGAGAAACCGUACAGCUGUGACCUGUGUGAGAAAACGUUCACUACAUUAGGUGUCCUAAAACGGCACGUACGUGUUCACACUGGAGAGAAACCGUACAGCUGUGACCUGUGUGGGAAAGCGUUCACUACAUUAGAUGUACUAAAACGGCACGUACGUUUUCACACUGGAGAGAAACCGUACAGCUGUGAGCACUGUGGGAAAGCCUUCAAUCAAAAAGGUCACCUAAUAACCCAUACACGCGUUCACAAUGGAGAAAAACCGUACUGGUGUGAACAAUGUGGGAAAAUGUUUUCCCAGGGUAGUAACCUUAAAAGCCACCAACUUGUUCACACUGGAGAGAAACCGUACAGCUGUGACCAGUGUGGGAAAGCUUUCACUAGACUAUGUUACCUAGAAGUCCACAGACAUUGUCACACUGGGAGGAAACCAUAUAGCUGUGUCCAAUGUGGGAAAACGUCUACUAGCAAUCAGUUUCUCAAAAGACAUGAAUGCAUUCACACUGCAUCAAAACGGAGAGGAGAGGGACUCAAACGUCACCGCUGUCAGCACUGUGACAAAUCCUUCACAACAUCUGGAUAUUUAAAGAUUCAUCAGAGGCUUCACACUGGAGAGAAACCGCACAGGUGUGACCAGUGUGGGAAAGCUUUCACUGCAUCAUGGAACCUAGGAAGACACAGACGUAUUCACACUGGAGAGAAACCAUACAGCUGCGACCAAUGUGGGAAAGCUUUUGCUAUAUCAGGUGAUCUAGUAAAUCACAGACGUCUUCACACUGGUGAGAAACCACACCGGUGUGACCAAUGUGGGAAAGCUUACGCUACAUUACGUGACUUAAAAAGGCACCGUCGUGUUCACACUGGAGAAAAACCAUACUCGUGUGGAGAAUGUGGGAAAACUUUCAGUACAUCAAGUAACCUAAAUGUCCAUCGACGUGGUCACACUGGGGAGAAACCAUACUGGUGUGACCAGUGUGGGAAAGCUUUCGCUACAUCAGUUGAAUUAAAGAGGCACCAUCGUUUUCACACUGGGGAGAAACCGUACUGGUGUGACCUAUGUGGGAAAGCUUUCACUAUAUCAAGUGAUCUAGUAAAUCACAGACGUGUUCACACUGGGGAGAAGCCGUACUGGUGUGACCAAUGUGGGAAAGCUUUCACUAGAUCAAGAGAGCUAAAAUGCCAUCAACGUGUUCACACAGGGGAGAAGCCGUACUCGUGUGACCAAUGUGGGAAAACUUUUUCUCAGUGUCGUCAGCUUAAAUCCCACCAACGCAUUCACACUGCUUCAUUUUGAACAUUUUAAAUGAUAAAUUGUAUUUAUAAAAAUAACCUUAAAAGAGAACAAGGGUUUCUCUGAGGAGGAGGAGGCUAAAAGGAGCAAAUAUUGGCACACUGGCAUUGUGACUCUGGCUAAAUCUACAUCUGUCCACUGCAGAGACUCCAUCUGCAACCUGGAGAGUAUUAGUAUAAUAUUAUAACAUUAAGUAGGAGUAUAAUGUUCAGUUAAUAGUAUACCGUUAGUGUAAUAAUAUAUUAAUUACUAUAUAUAUAUGUAUAAUAGUAUGAUAUUUUACCACUAGUUGAUUAUUAAAUCCAGUUAUAGCUGUUUCAUUUCUGUGGGUUGUUUUAUUCAUUCAAUCCUUGUGCAGGAAAGGAGCUCUACAUUGGUCGGAAAUUUGUAAAUGCUAAGUACUAACUUGUUAAUAAUCAUGUCAAACAUUUGAAAGUUUACUGUAGCUGUGAUUGGUCAGUUGACAAAAGUGACACUAGCCAUGUUUCCAUCUUGGAGUCCCCUUAGGGUUAGAGUCCCUAAGUAACUUGUUGACAGGGUCCCGCUGUCAAACGCUUUUACCAGAGUUUGUAGCGUAGACAAUCUGGAUAGAGACAACUGUAUCUAAGGAAUAAUGGGUAGAGUGGGAGAUGGGAAAUCAAAGGAGUAAAAUAAGCAAAGGUGAGAGA